AGGUAAAACGAGGAAACGCACAACUGCCACCUACAGGUGAUUACUUAGAAUUGCAGAUUAUAGCUUCGACACAGUUCUCGCGAGAUCUCAGUUAUUUUCAUGACCAAAACAGGAACUGAAACAUGGCAUCAGUGUUCGGAGGAAUAGAGGGUGGAGGGACCCACUCCAAAGCAGUGUUGCUAUCAGGAGAUGGGAAAAUCCUAGCAGAGGCGGUGGGGCCAUGCACCAACCACUGGUUAAUUGGAGUGGACAAAUGUAUUGAAACUAUCAAUGAUAUGGUCCAGAGAGCCAAGACAGAGGCAGGACUGAAUCCAAACACCCCAAUUUACUCUCUGGGCAUGUCUCUGAGUGGAGGGGAGCAGAAGGAUGCCAUUGACAAAGUGAUCGCUCUCAUGAGUGAACGCUUCCCCAGUCUCAGCAAACACUACUUCAUCACCACUGAUGCCAUUGGUGCCAUGGCAACGGCCAGUGAUCGGGGUGGUGUAGUUCUGAUAUCAGGGACUGGCUCAAACUGCAAGUUAGUCCAUCCUGAUGGCUCUCAGAUUGGCUGCGGGGGCUGGGGUCACAUGAUGGGUGACGAAGGAUCAGCAUUCUGGACAGCUCAAUUGGCUGUGAAAACAGUGUUUGAUGCCAGAGACAAUCUGGUUGCUCCUCCUCAUGAUAUUACACAUGUUAGAAAAGCCAUGGAGGAAUAUUUCCAGGUGACAGAUCUGAUGGGAAUGCUGCCACACCUCUACACAAACUUCAAGAAGUCCUUCUUUGCUGGUUUCUGCAAAAAGCUGGCUGAAGGUGCAGAGGCCGGAGAUGCUCUCUGUAAAUACGUGUUCACGCAGGCUGGGAGAGUCCUGGCAAAACAUGUGGAAGCAGUCUUGCCUGCAGCGCAGGAGUCUUUAUUAAACGGUGAACUCGGUCUUCCUAUCCUGUGUGUGGGCUCCGUGUGGAAGAGCUGGUCUCUCUUAAAAACAGGGUUCACUGAGGUCCUAGAUAAGGCAGCAUCAUCUGACAAGUUCAAGGGCCGUUUCCAUGGCUACAGCCUCCUGAUGUUGAAGCAGUCCUCAGCCCUCGGAGGUGCCAGUCUUGGGGCUCAGAGUUUAGGGGCCACUUUAAAUUUGGAUUAUGCAGCCAAUGCAAACGUCUUCUAUCAACACACCUUCAAUGGUAGCCAAUGAAAACGGAAUACAUUACCACUUUGUAAUUAUUUGGGUCCAAAACUUCUAAUGUUCUAAUAAUGACUCAAAUAAUGAUGGUGUAAAAAUGGUGUUGCACACAAUUUAAUUUAAUUUCAAAUAUCAAGAGAGCAGAUGAAAAUAUGCCAGAUGAUUUUAAUGGUUGUUUGAUUGCUACUUUGAAAAGAAAGUUACUAUGAAUUUCACUAUACUGUCAAAACAUUUUUUACGCUUUUGAACACUUGUGAUUUAUAAUAAAAAUGCCAGUGAUUUUGCUGAAAAUGUUUGCAGAAUUAUAUCUUAUCUUUAACCCCCCUCAACACUUAAAAAUACUCCAAAGCUCACAGAAUGUUUUGUGAUAAGUUAUCACAGCUCAAUAAGGAGAGACCUUUGGAAGUGAAGAGCAACCCUUACAGAUGUAACUGAGGUUCAGUGUUAAAUUCAUUUUGGGAAUUAGACUUUGAGGUGAUGCAUCAUAACAGAAUGAUGUCCAUAAUAAAACUAUACAAGGUGUGUCUGGGAUAAGGUGGAGAGGAGGAUGAAAGGGGAUGUAGAGUCCGAAUGACAAGUAAAGGAAUUUGACAGUGUGGAAAAGUGAAAAUGAUGGAGCAGCAGGAGUUGCUCACACAUCUAGAAGUGAAGGCAAACCAAAAGGAACAGAUCUAAUUAAAGUGAUGAGCACAUCACAUUGCCUGCAGUUCUUUACUGAUUAUGUAAUAAACCGAAUGAGAAGCAUACAUCUCUGAAAGACGUCUGUAGUCACUACAAAAUUAUUUUCUUGUAAUUGAUUUUCUGUAACACAUGUAAUAUUGAGUCAUGGUUAUAUUAGCCAAACAUUUGCUAUAAACAUGAUUAAUUAAAUGAGUGGUUGGUUGUCUUUCUCUAUGUUAUAUUAAAUGAAUGAUGAAUUACUCUUAGCAAGUUGAUUGACUGUUGGGGAUUUUAUAUGAGAUUAAAAAACGAGGCAGGAUGUGAUA
This is a messenger RNA of Melanotaenia boesemani (Boeseman's rainbowfish), 2143 nucleotides long. It is a transcript of the gene nagk, whose product is annotated as N-acetylglucosamine kinase. The transcript is spliced from 10 exons. The record is from RefSeq and is a predicted model, not a curated record. The coding region runs from base 123 to 1169 and encodes 348 amino acids. Gene Ontology annotation, molecular function: N-acetylglucosamine kinase activity. NCBI's taxonomy places the organism in Eukaryota, Metazoa, Chordata, Actinopteri, Atheriniformes, Melanotaeniidae.